Molecule: messenger RNA, 1896 nt
Organism: Macrosiphum euphorbiae (potato aphid)
Lineage: Eukaryota; Metazoa; Arthropoda; Insecta; Hemiptera; Aphididae
Source: the annotation of a GenBank genome assembly
AUGUUUAAAAAAAACCGUUCUUUUGUGUGGGAUUAUUUUACAAAAAAUCCAAACGCUAUUGAUUCGGCAACUUGUAGAAUAUGCAAAAAAAGUUACAAAAGAGGCAAUAGUACAUCUAAUCUUAUUGAUCACCUAAAACGUGAUCAUAUGACAAUAUUGGAACGUGAUGGAAUCUUUUCAGUACAUCAAACUCAUCAAAGAGCAUCUACAAAUGAGCUACCUAAUAACAAUGUAUCAGUCACAACUGAGUUAAGUGGGCAAUCUGUAGAAUCUGUAUCGGUUAGUGAUCAAAGAAUUGUAACAAAUGAAACAAUCGUCACAUCUAAAAGAUUGUCUCAGAGUGAACUGCCAUCUAAACGACAGAAACAAUUAACAUUAUCAAAUAGAUUUGGAGCACCCUCAGAUCAACAGGUGCAAUAUUUUACUACAGCCAUAGUAAAGAUGAUUGCUGAGGAUUUACAACCUGUGUCUAUAGUAGAAAACACUGGAUUCAGAAAUUUAGUACAGUUGUUGGAUUCUAGGUACAAUAUCCCAAAUAGACGUACCUUAACUCGUAGUAUAAUUCCAAAUUUAUAUGAAGAAACACGUACUAAAGUACAUUCUUUAUUGGCUCAAUCAAAAUAUGUAUCUAUUACAACAGACAUAUGGACAUCUAUCAAUACCGACUCCUUUAUUACUAUAACUGCACAUUUUGUUCAAGGUGAUAGACUUAAUACUGUAGUUUUGUGCACAAAAAAACUUUUGAACAAUCAUACAGGGGAAAAUUUGGCAGAAGUAUUGUUGACUGAAUUUAAUAAAUGGGACAUACAAAGUAAGAUAGCUGGUAUAGUUACGGAUGGUGGUAGUAAUAUUAAAGCAGCUGUAAGAUUAAUGAAUUUACCUCAUAUUCCAUGUACAGCUCAUAAGCUAAAUUUAAUUGUAAGUCAAGCAUUGAUGACUAAUAUUGAUUAUGAUGAUCAAGUUUCCUUUGAAGAUAAUGAUGCGGACCAGAUAAAGUUUCUUUUAAAAAAAUGCAGAAGUAUAGUAGGUUUUUUUAAAAGAAGUGAAGUUGGAAAUAGACAUCUUGUUGAAAAGCAGAAACAACUAGGGAUGACAAAUACUUUGAAAUUGAAACAAGAUGUCAGGACUAGAUGGAACAGUACAUUAGUUAUGUUAGAAAGAUUAUUUAAAUUGAAAGAACCUGUUACCAUAGUCCUAAUGUCAUUACUCAUUAAGAGAUGGAAAUCCAAUCUAACUCCAAGUCAAUGGGAUGUUGUAGAAGAUAUAAUUCCUUUAUUGCAACCAUUUGAUAAAAUGACUGUAGAACUAUCGUAUGAAAAGGCUCCAACUAUGUCCAAAGUAAUACCAUUAGUAAGAGGAUUACAGAACACAUUAUCAAAAAAAAACCCAAGAACAAGUCAAGGGAAGUUUCUUCGGGAGCAAUUAUUGAACAAUGUGAGAAAUCGUUUUCAGUCACUUGAAAAAUUAUUGCCAAUACCUUACUAUGCUAAUGCAGCAUUCCUAGAUCCCAGAAUUCUUGAUGAAGCUGUUGAUGAAGCUGAAGUAAAUGAGUCUGAAUCUGAAGAAAGUCUUUGGAGUUUCCUAACUGAAAAAGUUAAUUCGAUUCAGAGUCAAACAACUAAUAGGAGCAAUGCUAUCAUCUUGGUGAAGCAAUAUUUAGAAAUGCCAUACCAGAAUCUCAGCUGUAAUUUGAUCCAGUAUUGGCAGCAUCAUAAGGAUGUUUUAAGUCCUCUUAGUGAUAUUGCAUUGAAAUAUGCAACAAUCCCUGCAACAUCGGUGCCAUCCGAAAGAAUUUUUUCAAAAACUGGCCAAAUAAUGAGUGAAAGAAGAAAUCGUUUAUUGACAGACAAUUUAGACAAACUAAUUUUUCUAAAUAAAAAUAUGAAUGUUGAAUAA